GCUAGUCAUAAACAGUAAAAGCACAUACGAUAAGUCUUAAAUAGGGGAACGAUGCUCUAGAAAGUAAAAGGACAUGGCGUGCCGUUACAUUUGCGCAUCUUCAAUUCCUGAUGCUCUAGCCACAUCGCCCCAAGUUAAGUUAUCAUCUCCCUCAAACACCAAUUCAUCCUCUGCUUCAAAACUUACCCCCAUUUCUCCAACCAACCACUCAUUACUAUGAUCACUAUAAUCCAAUGAGAUUGGAUCGAUGAUAUUCCGCAAGUCAAAGUGAGUACUUAGAGCACAAUUAUACUUGACAUACACUAGAUCAUGCAAUCUUUUAUGCUCUAAUCUAUUCCUCUUCUUGCUAUGGAUCUGCACAUGAAUUAUUUUACUUACUGUUAGUAACAUUGUAAGUUUGUAUUAAUUAACCAAAUAAAUUAAAAUAAGGAAUAGUUAUAUGUAGCCCACAUGUUCAAACACACUCUAAUUACGCUCGCAACCAGUUGAACCAACGGUUAAGCUCAAGAUUCUAAUUGCUAAUUUUGGAGAUGAGGGGCUGAAUUUCCAUAUAGAUUCCACCAUUUAGCUGAAAAAGAUAUAAGUAACUUAGUGUAAGUAAAUAUUGUACGUGAAGCCUUGAAUGGUUAUUUGUAAUUGAAUUUUCAUGUACCUGGAGACCUCGUUGCUCUUGAUCUUUUUGCCAUUGGAAGUCCAAAUUGCCCCUAAGCUCUUGUAUAUAACGGUAAUUCAGAUACAUUCGUAUCUUGAAUUUCAAUACACGGAACCAAUUUCUGAAUACAAGCAUAUAGUCCAUUUAUUCUCUUUACAAUUCUCAAUGGCUGGAUCUUGAUAGAAUACUCUGGAUUCAAAUAAUGUCCGCCUGCAUGUAAUGGUCAAGUGGCAUUCCCAUCUUUGAUCAAUGAUCUCAAAAAUAUCUUUGUACUUUCUAGACUUCUCCUCAAAUGAUUUUGUGAUGGCUUCUUUAGCUCUAAGAGGUCCCAUUAUCUUCAAUAUGUUAACAACUUGAUUCCAAAAUGCAGGCAUUAAUAUAGUAUGAGUUGUAACUUUUCCCUGUGGUUUUCUUGGCCAUUUACUAUUUACCCAUGUAAUCAUGGUUUGCAAAUUUAGUCUUUUGAUUAUGUAGCCUUUGCAAAGUUAGAAAACUCGUGGCAAAUCGAGUAAUUCCGUAUUUCACCAAUUUUUUUCUCUUUGUGAAGUCUCUCAUCAUAUUAAUGACUCAUGUAUGACCAUAGAUGAUAUCAACAACUGCAAUUGCUUUUUUGAGAGUUAUACUUCUCUUAAUGACUGGAAGCUUGCUUAUGUCUUCUACAAUAAGAUCUAUACAAUGAGUUGCACAAGGCAUCCAGUAUAUGUGUUUUCUCUUUGUUGUAGGAGUUGGCCUAAAAUAAAAAGAGAAUACUUAAUUAUAUUAUAUAGUAACAUAUAUGAGAAAUCAGAACUUGAGUAUUCUUAAAGUAAAUACUUACCAACCAAUAUAAAGUUGCUGCCAAUAUCACUACAACUUAAACUACAUUUUGCUUCAACACGCUCCACAUAUCUAUCAAGUAGCUCACAUUGUUUCUCUCUAGUUUUGUUAAAUGAAGAUGCAUCAAUGAACUCCAUAAACAUUGUACUACAUGGAGAAUUCACCAAAAAGUUUAUUAAUGUUCUUUGCUUCCUAUCUGUCCAUCCAUCUGCCAUAAUGGAACAUCCAUGCUUUACCCAUUCUUCUCUAUGUCUAUUUAAAAGUUCAUUAGUCAACUCUACCUCCUUAUUUAGUAAUGGAACCCUUAAUUCAUGUUAACUUGGAAGCUUCAAAUUUGGUCCAUACCUUUCAAUAGCAUCAAUAGCCUCCUUAAAGCUUUUCAGAUGAGCAACAUUGAAUGGUAUGCCAGCAUCGUAAAAGAAAUGAGCAACUUUUUGGAUAGUCAUUGCUCUUGCUUUUUUGUCAUAUGAAUCUUUGAUACAUGUCUGCCUAAGUUGCCCUUGACCUUGCAAAUAUACACCCAUAGGGCCUUUUCCUUUACCCUUAGCUAAUUUCUUACUAAGUCCACCAGGAAGGGUUCCCCCCUUCCCCCCCACCUUUUCUUUUAGGAAUGAUUUCAUCCUCUUCAUAAACAUCUUAAUAAUCAGACUCAUCAUGUUUAAGAUACUCUAUAGCAGAAAUAUCUUUCCUUAAUUUUUUUUCUCUCCAUGGAAGCUUUCAAUUCUUCCCGAGCUUCCGGAGGACAUCAGGUUACAACUGUGAGAGUCAGCAAUGUUUCUUUUGGUGCUUCACAACAAGACAUCAAGGAGUUCUUUUCAUUUUCUGGGGAUAUAGAGUUUGUUGAGAUGAGAAGUGAGGACGAGCUGUCUCAAGUUGCUUAUGUCAUGUUCAAGGAUCCUCAGGGUGCAGAGACUGCAGUUCUUCUUUCAGGAGCUACAAUUGUUGGCCAGUCCAUCACAGUAGCCCUUGAUCCUGAGUACCAGCUUCCGCCUACUGCUUCAGUGCUACCUACAGCAACUGAAAUAAAAAAUGUAGCUGGAGCUGGAUCUGCUAUUCAAAAGGCAGAAGAUGUUGUGAGCAGCAUGUUAGCAAUGGGCUUUAUCUUGGGCAAGGAUGCAGUUAACAAGGCCAAAGCAUUCGACGACAAACACCAGUUCACGUCGACUGCCUCAGCCAAAGUUGCUUCUUUAGACCAAAAAAUUGGCCUUAGCGAGAAAAUCACUACAGGAGCAACCGUUGUGAAUGAAAAAGUGAAAGAAAUUGACCAGAAGUUCCAGGUUUCUGAAAAGACAAAAUCAGCAAUUGCAGCUGCUGAGCAGACAGUUAACAAUGCUGGAACUGUCAUCAUGAAGAACAGAUAUGUUUUGACUGGAACAUCAUGGGUAACUGGUGCUUUCAAUCGGGUCACCAAGGCUGCAGCUGAAGUUGGCCAGAAGACGAAGGAAAGAUUGGCGGAAGACCCUGCAGGCAAUUCAGCUGAUGCUCAAGUACACGUCUCCUCAGAAUCUCCAAAAGCUGCACCAAACGAGGAACCUACCAGGGCCCUUUCGCCUAAGGGCUUAAUCUUUUAGCUUGCCUAAAAAUAUUUCUUAAUAACUGGUGCACAAUUUCACUUGUUUGAUUUGAAGUUUAGCCUGUUAUUAUGUAUGGUUAGGUGCGCUAGUUAUACAAGGACAUUGUUUAAUCUGGGAAUUGGAACCUUGAAUAUUCUUGCUGGGCCAUCCGAGUCCAUGUCAAAAGUUGAAUCUUGUUACCGUCCCUCCACUUGGGAGAAAAUUGUUAGAAUUUGGCUUUUGGGAGUA
Molecule: messenger RNA, 3270 nt
Organism: Nicotiana tabacum (common tobacco)
Lineage: Eukaryota; Viridiplantae; Streptophyta; Magnoliopsida; Solanales; Solanaceae
Product: binding partner of ACD11 1
Molecular function (GO): RNA binding
Source: RefSeq, a predicted model, not a curated record